Messenger RNA from Camponotus floridanus (Florida carpenter ant), 5111 nucleotides. RefSeq names its product proto-oncogene tyrosine-protein kinase ROS. The transcript is spliced from 10 exons. The record is from RefSeq and is a predicted model, not a curated record. Gene Ontology annotation, cellular component: membrane; signaling receptor complex. NCBI's taxonomy places the organism in Eukaryota, Metazoa, Arthropoda, Insecta, Hymenoptera, Formicidae. Gene Ontology annotation, molecular function: transmembrane receptor protein tyrosine kinase activity; ATP binding; protein binding. Gene Ontology annotation, biological process: positive regulation of kinase activity; cell surface receptor protein tyrosine kinase signaling pathway; regulation of TOR signaling. The coding region runs from base 1015 to 4659 and encodes 1214 amino acids.
ACAAAUAAUUUCAAAUUGUUAUAUUCAAGGAAAGACAAACAUUUCAAUCCGGAUCUGGGUCAUUUUCAAUGUCUCACAUUACAAUAACAAAUUAAAUAUCAUUAAAUAUCAAAAGAGAUCGCAAACAUAGGGCAAAAUCAAAUCAAGCAAAAAUAGAUGGUCAUUUUAGUGUGUUACAAAAAACGCAAAAUCGCAGAAAGAAUGGUGACAUGAUGAGACGCACGCAUAAUUAUGAUUAGUAAAUGAAAAUCUAAAUUUAACUCUCGCAAAAACGACAGAAUAACAUGUCGCUUAUGAUAUCGAAGAGUGAAGAAAGCGUGAAGAACGCGUGGUUGCAAAAAAAGGGGGUAAAACGGACAAUCACGUGAGGGAAGCUUGUACAGAUGAACCUCUAGCAUGAUGGAGAAGCAUAACGGUCCAAAUAUGUAGCUCCAAAUAUUACAUGGUGAAAAAACAAAUGUCCAAAAGAAUGAACGUAAUAAAAAAUGUCCUAAAGAUAAAAGAUGAUAUAUGGGAAAGUCGGGAAAGGGUUAAAAAUAACAGGGAUUCAGAAAGAGCGAACUGACUCCGACGACAUAUCUGUGAUGACUCAAUCUUAAAAUUGACAAUUGCAAACGAACAUAUCUGUGAUGACUCAAUCUUAAAAUUGACAAUUGCAAACGAACAUUUGAUUGUCAAGGAUUGUUAAGAGGAGAAGAACAGUUGAGUCGAGAGAUAGCUGUCAAGCUAUCUGGACGCGUUUUCAUAUACGAGUCAUUAUUGCAUUAUUAAUCCGUUGUGUUAUUAAUUUGUUGUUCGUAUGUGUUCGCAUUAAAGUUCCUAUGUGUUUUCUAAAAGUGUUUAUUUAUUUAACGCGAUCCGCGACAGCCGUUCUCUUUGGUGCGCGUCUUCGCUAUAUCUCGAAGUCCUCGACUCGGAUCUAACAAUAUAUAUAUAUAUAUAUAUAAAUUAAUAUCAGUUCGCGAUUAGUACAUAAGAAUUAGUAGAGUGAAAAAAACAACUAACUAUUGAUAUAUGAUUCAACGGGAACCUAUUGAGUACAAAUAUUUACGAAAAAUGCAAAUUACGUUUGGAAUAAUUUUAUGUAUUUUAUGUAUUUUAUUGAAAGGUUUAGUACUAACAAAGGCAAUUAUCACUUUUGUACCGAAGGAUUAUACUCCUUCAAACAGUCUUCAGGAAGAAAGUGAUUCCAUAUGUCCGGAUUUAAAUUCCACGCAGGAUAUUUUAAUGUUCGAAAAAAAUGAUCAUCGAAAUUUGAAAUCUGAUCGGAGUUAUUCUGAUAGUAUGACUGUAAGAAAGAAGCGAGAAGUCAAUGUGGUUCCACUAGCAAGUAAUUCUACGAUCCUAAAAUCUAUCGAAAACAGUUUGAGCAAGCCAACAUCUCUCAGAGCAUUUGUAGAAUUCGACAGGAAAUUCGCAAAAAAAAUAAACGACAUUUUUGUGACAUUGAGAUGGAACCAACCUGAAUUUAUCGAUGAAAUAAUACAAGGGUACACAGUGCAAUGUUUUUUCAUCGAGGACUUAAAAGACAUUCAAAUCUGCGAUGAUAAAAAUAUCACAACUACAAAAUUGGAGCACACGGUGCACAAUCUAACAUCUAACAUGACAUAUUAUUUUCGAGUACGUGCACAUUCUAAAAUUGUUGCUGGUCCUUAUACGGAUUUAAUCAAUGUGUCGACUACACAUGAAAAUCCAAUACCGAAAUUAUUAGUCACAUCGAGUAAAGGUAUCUACAUAUUGGACGUGGAUUUAAACAUUACUAAUUUCGUAACGUCAGGAACAGCAAAAUGUGCCGCUUAUUCGAUACAGGAAGGUAGAAUUUAUUGGAUAACAUCAAAAGACCUAAUGACAAUGAAGAUUUAUGAAAAUAAUAUCACAAAAAUAGCUACCUUUGAUCAUUAUCUACAUAAUCUUUGCAUUGACUGGGUAGCAAGAAAUCUAUAUAUAACCUAUUACAUCAAAGUCUACUUUUAUAUUAUAAAGUUCGAUUUAACAAUGUGGGAAAAUGGCAUAAUUAAAUUUGAUGAGAUUUUCAAAUCAGAUACUUAUAUUCACCAUUUAAGUGUAUCACCGUCUAUGGGAAUUUUAUAUCACGUAUCGUAUCAUCACACUUCGAGGCAUUCAUAUAGAAUGAUAAAAUAUCAUCUCGAUGAAAAAAUUAACCUAAUUGUUCCAAUAAAAACCUUUUGUCUAUAUCGUUAUAAACCAGAUCUUUUUCGUGAUAUGAAAAUUGAUAACAUGAAUAAUGAGGGGCUGUUAAUUUGCUGGUUAAGUAAGAGUUACAUAAUUGUAACAGACGUUAACAUUUCUAUGUGCAAUGCGAUUUUACACACGAAAUAUUUAAGUGAUAUCCGUUUCCAAUCUAUAACAAUUGACAAAACAAACAUUUACAUUUUAGCAUAUAAAGUCCAUACAUAUAAUGCUAAAUAUAUCUAUGUUUUGAAAAAGAAAUAUGCAAGUCUCACGAGCAUAAAUGCAACCAAAAAUGUUGAAAAGAUAAUUUCAUAUACUAAUGAGUCUUAUCAAAUUUAUGCUAUUGAUAAAUCUUUACAACCAUAUCCUCCAAUGAGAUGUCUGACACCUCACGAAAAAGUUUACAAUUUUGAGAAUGUGAAUGCAACGGCAAACAACAUCCUUGUGACUCUUCAAAAGCCGAUUGUAAAGCGUGGAUGCAAAAAAUAUAAUUUACCAACUACUAUAUACACUAUCUCUGUAAGCUGUUUAGACAACAAUCUCAACAAGUUUGUGAAAUUCAAUGUGCAGACGUUCAAGAGAGUUUACCGGAUUUGGAACUUAACACCCUUUACAGAGUACAAGUUGAAGUUUACUUUAAGCAAUUUUUACUUUGAUCAAUUACCAAUAAAUCCAUUUGAUUCGAAUGUGAUACAAAUAAAAACUAAUUCGGGCAAGCUUAAUGCACCAGAAAACAUAAGUGUUCUAGCUUUGACGCCUACUAUAGCAGUAGUUCAUUGGAUGCCACUUAAGAAAGUGAACUGCGUGGCCGUGACCUACGAAGUACAUUGGAAGUCAGAUACAUUAGUGAACGGCAUGCAACAAAAGGGCAAACAAUUUAUUAAAAUGCCGAAACCUACGGCCGAUGGCAGAUUUUUCACAAAGAUUAACUUAUCGCUACCAGUACAAGAUUACUUGAUAUACGUGCGUGUGUAUCCUAAUAAUUUCAGCGAUUUCUAUAACGAGAGUUUAGGCAAAAUCGAUCACAUAUACUCAGAACCAAACGAUAUUACUUUGAGCAAGGUCGAAAUAAAUAGCAUAGACAUUUCAUGGAUCCCGAACAUCCAUUUGACGGUCUCUCCUACACUAGAGUACAAAGAGAAUGCAACAGAAAAGUGGCAAACAAUGAAUUAUGUUAAAAUGAAUUAUAACAAACAAAUAAUAUACCAUAUCGGAAAUUUACAAUCGAAAACUUUAUACAAGUUUCGUUUGGUAUUGAGAUAUCCUGAAUAUGAAGAAAAUUUUACAUGGCCGGCUGAUGAAAGAUUUAUGUUUUCAACACUUGAUAUUCGGAGCACUCCAGGAAUAAUAGCGAAAGAAUUUUACUUAUUACUGAUGUUAAGUUUUAUCGUCAUAGUUACUAUAAUCUGCCUCUGCUACAUUUAUUGUUUGUAUCGUCAACACAGAGAUAAUAAUGAACAAUUUUUGUCUUCAACAAUGACUGAUGUAGAAUUGGCCAUUCUACGUGAACCUUACCAAUACAGUGAAUACAAUACGAUUUACAGUCCUAUGUUACAUUAUAAGCCGGAUGAAUGUGUGAUAAAAAAAAUCGCACGUAAAGAAAUUAAAUUUACAAAACUUAUUGGUAGCGGCGCAUUCGGAAUGGUGUAUCAAGGAAAGGUGAAGAACUUAGAAGGUUCGGGCACAGAGAUAUCCGUUGCAAUAAAAACGCUUCGAAAAGAUGCUUCUUCCGAUGAGAAAAGGAAAUUGUUAAAGGAAGCCAAGCUUAUGAAUCAUUUUCAACACAAACAUAUAUUAAGAUUGUUGGGUGUUUGUUUAGAUGGGAUUUCUCCGUUUCUAGUGUUGGAAUUGAUGGAAACUGGUGAUCUGUUAAAAUAUUUGAGAGAUUGUCGAAAUUUGCAAGCGUCAGAUUCGCAUGCUCUUCGUUUACAGGAUUUGCUCGCCAUGUGCGAAGAUGUUGCGCGAGGUUGUCGCUACUUGGAAGAGUUGCGUUUCGUACAUAGGGAUCUAGCGUGUCGGAAUUGUUUAGUAUCUUCGAGAAAUCGGGAGAUUCGUGUCAUCAAAAUUGGAGAUUUUGGACUAACUAGAGAUAUCUACAAAGAUGAUUAUUAUCGCGUGAAAGGAGAAGAUUUGCUCCCUGUUCGCUGGAUGGCACCCGAAUCUUGGAUGCUCAGAAUAUUUACUUCUCAAAGCGAUGUUUGGUCAUUUGGGGUAUUAAUGUGGGAAAUUACAUCAUUGGGUGAGAGACCUUAUAUGGACAAGACUGAUAAAGAAGUGAUAAAUUAUGUACGUGUUGGAGGCAGGUUGCCGAUGACUCUUAACUGUCCGUCACCAUUGUACCAGUUGAUGCAACGUUGCUGGAGUGCAGCGGAUGCUAGACCAAAUUUCAAAUUUUGUCUGAAAAAUAUUAUAGCAUUAAGGAAGAACAUAGAAGAUACGUCACUGAGUUCAGUCGAUCCUAUUUAGUUGAUAUAAUUAAAUUAAUGUUUAUCUUCUUUUCCGAAUAAUUCGAUAAAUCUUGAUGUAGGAAAAAUAUAUAAAUGUUGUUUUUACUACGGACAUGGGAUUCUUAUUGGGUAUUUAUUUGAUUUUUCUGCUGCGGCUUUUGACCAUUAUUGUAAAUUAUCUAUGCGUCUUUGUUUUAUCAAUUUUCAUAAUUUUUGUAAAUUUUCCGUUAUAUACAUUUCUGACAUUGUAAUGCGCUAUUUGUUUACUUUAUUUUUUGUUUCCGAAACGUAUGUUUAGAUUCUGACAUUUAUUAUUGUUAUUAUUGUUAUUAGACAUUGAUAAGGAUCCGAACGAAAUCGAAACGCAGCGUUUGUCGUAUUUAAAUGUAAUUUAAAAUACAUAUACUUCAGUGUAAUUUACUAUAAUAUACUUUCAUCAUUGCUUUGGUCCUCUAAGCCUUUGAUUAAUUU